Messenger RNA from Cajanus cajan (pigeon pea), 2750 nucleotides. Its product is annotated as two-component response regulator ARR2. The record is from RefSeq and is a predicted model, not a curated record. NCBI's taxonomy places the organism in Eukaryota, Viridiplantae, Streptophyta, Magnoliopsida, Fabales, Fabaceae. Gene Ontology annotation, molecular function: DNA binding; DNA-binding transcription factor activity. Gene Ontology annotation, biological process: cytokinin-activated signaling pathway; phosphorelay signal transduction system.
AAUCAGACCCACAAUCAUUUCCCUUAUUUAUAUGUUAUAUUAUCUGCAGCCAAAAAAUAUUCCAUUACUCUUUUUCUCUGUUUCUUCUCCUGAACUCCUUAAACUACUCUGCUCAGCCUUUCAUAUUUUUUUUCUCACUUUUUGUGAUGCCAGUUUCAACCAUGUGAAGUUGUGUCUGCUGUUGUUUGGAUCUUCUGAACCAUGAAUCUUAGCAACGGCAAGGGAUCCACUUCGAGUUCUGUCAAAACUGGCGACACCAUCUCCGACCAGUUUCCGGCGGGUCUCCGGGUGCUUGUGGUGGAUGAUGACCCCACUUGUCUUAUGAUCCUUGAGAGGAUGCUGCGUGCUUGUCUCUAUGAAGUGACAAAAUGCAAGCGAGCUGAGGUUGCAUUGUCGCUUUUGAGAGAGAACAAGAAUGGGUUUGAUAUUGUUCUUAGCGAUGUCCAUAUGCCAGAUAUGGAUGGAUUUAAACUUUUGGAGCUUAUUGGGUUGGAGAUGGACCUUCCCGUUAUAAUGAUGUCAGCUGAUGAUGGAAAAAGUGUUGUGAUGAAAGGGGUGACUCAUGGUGCUUGUGAUUACCUGAUUAAGCCAGUGCGUAUUGAGGCUUUGAAGAAUAUAUGGCAGCAUGUGAUUCGGAAGAGAAAGAAUGGGGCAAAAGAUGUGGAGCAAUCGGGUAGUGUGGAAGAAGGAGAUCGGCUUCAGAAGGGAUCUGAAGAUGGAGAUUACUCAUCCUCGGUGAAUGAGGGGAAAAGCUCAAAGAAAAGGAGGGAUGAGGAGGAUGAAGGAGAGGAGAGGGAUGAUUCCUCCACGUUGAAGAAACCGCGGGUUGUUUGGUCUGUUGAGCUUCAUCAGCAGUUCAUGGCUGCUGUGAAUCAACUUGGAAUUGAAAAAGCUGUUCCUAAAAGGAUUUUGGAAUUGAUGAAUGUUCCUGGGCUCACCAGAGAAAAUGUUGCCAGCCAUCUCCAGAAAUACCGUUUGUAUCUUAGAAGGCUGAGUGGAGUUUCACAUCAGCAGAGUAGCUUGAACAACUCCUUCAUGAGCUCACAAGAAGCAUCAUUUGGGGCAACUUCAAUCAGCGGAAUUGAUCUUCAAGCAUUUUCGGCUGCCAGCCAGCUCCAGUCACAAAGUCUGGCCAAGCUUCAAGCCGCAGGGCUUGGCAGGUCAACUGCUAAACCAGGUGUGCCUAUGCCUCUAUCUGACCAAAAGAACCUUUUCAGUUUUGAGAGCCCAAGAUUACGAUUUGGAGAAGGGCAAAUGCAACAUUUAAGCAACAAUAAACCAAUGAACUUGCUUCAUGGAAUUCCUACCAACAUGGAGCCAAAACAACUUGUCAAUUUGCACCAAUCUUCUCAAUCCCUUGGUAACUUGAAUAUGCGACUCAAUGCUCCUGCUGCACAGAACAACCCCUUGUUGAUGCAGAUGGCUCAGUCUCAACCAAGAGGUCAGAUGCUAAGUGAAAAUGCUGGUUCUCAUUUAUCCAGGUUUCCAUCAUCUUUGGUUCAACCUACAGUAACAAAUGGUAUUUCUAAUGGUGUUUUGGGAAAUGGAAUUGUUGGCAACAGAAACAUAACUUCUGCUUAUAAUUCGGUUCCACAAAACUCUUCAUUGUUGAGUUUUCCCAUGAGCCAAAGCAAUGAAAUGUCUGUCAAUAGUUUCCCUCUUAGAAGCUCUCCAGGUAUAACCAGUAUGCCAACAAAAGGCAUGUUUCAUGAAGAUGGUACCUCUGAUAUUAAAGGAGCCGGUGGAUUUGUUCCAAAUUAUGAUAUGUUCAACGAAUUCAACCAUCAGAAGUCCAAUGAUUGGGACUUAACAAACACAGGCAUGACAUAUGAUGCUUCUCAGCAUGCAAAUCCUUUACAAGGUAACAUUGAUGUCUUGCCAUCAGUUUUAGUCCAUCAGGGUUUUCCCUCUAUGCAACAAACUGUGCAAAAUAGAGAUACUACUUCUAUUGGAAAAGCUAUGUUCUCCACAGGUGAAGGCAUGCAUCAAGGUAAUCUCCAAAACGUUGGUCAACCCCUCAAUAACCUUCUUGUUGACAAUUCACUAAGGGUUAAGGAUGAAAGAAUUCCUGAUCAAAGCACUCAGAUUAAUAACAUGAUGUCCGAGCAAUAUGGUCAGGAGGAUCUUAUCAGUGCAUUUCUGAAACAGCAAGAAGGCAUUGGACCAGUUGAAGAUGAGUUUGACUUUGAUGGAUAUUCCUUAGACAACAUUUCAACUUAGAACUGAGAAGGCCAGUUGUCUUUCUAAUUGCAGUCGCCAAUGUAAAUAGUUGGCGUUCCACAUGAACCAAGUCAUUCUGCAAUUAGUUAGUUUAGACCUUGGUUUAAAUUUUUCAGCAAAUAGAAUUUAGUUGAUGUAAAAAAUUUCAGGCUUCAGGGAGUAGUAUGUUAUUUUGAUUUAGUCUGGAUGCUCAAGAUCAUUUAAGUAAUUGACCAGGAUGAAUAACAACAAACAUUAAAUGCAUGUAUGCAAAAGGCAUAUUUGCAAUUUUUUGUCUGCUUUUGAUUGAAAAGGUUCUAGCAAGCUUCUAUCGUAAAGGUGUACAUGAAGACAUUGGUUUAGGGGCAGAACUGCAGAAGCAAGAUUUUGAAUUGAUACACCUGCAGACUUGUAGGAGCAUUUUAACUUUAAUAACACAUUAUGAAAUAUUUUUUCCUUUGCUCCCUUUUUCCCGAUUUUAUUUUAUUUUUUUCAAAUUGAGCAAAGGACUUCUGUAAGUAUGUACAUAUUCCAAAUGGUUGCUCAAGACA